Drosophila ananassae is the source of this 1980-nucleotide messenger RNA. Its product is annotated as cilia- and flagella-associated protein 157. NCBI's taxonomy places the organism in Eukaryota, Metazoa, Arthropoda, Insecta, Diptera, Drosophilidae. The coding region runs from base 127 to 1920 and encodes 597 amino acids. Gene Ontology annotation, cellular component: ciliary basal body; cilium. The record is from RefSeq and is a predicted model, not a curated record. The transcript has a single exon. Gene Ontology annotation, molecular function: microtubule binding.
AUUCCCUUAGUCAGACCCAGACACCCAUGGAAUUUCAGUCCAAAUCACAGCAAAAUACAGUAGUUACACAAAAUAUACAUUUCCAAAAUUAAAAAAAACGGUUAAGUUUGAGAAAACUGCAUCAAGAUGCCGCCAAAAGGGGCUGCGAAAAAGAAGAAGGAGGACCCGAACAAGGUCAGCCAGGUGGACAGGACCUUCUAUGAGCUGACCAUCACAGAUCUGAACCAGAAGUUGGCCCGUCUGAGGUCCCAUCUGUCCACCAUCGACGAGUCCAACAUUCAGUUAACUGAGAAGCUCAAGGAGGUGGAGAGCGAUGGCGUGGAUGUGGCCGCCCACCUGGAAAGGACUCUGGCCGAGCGGAACAACUCGAUUACGGAGCUGGAGGAGCGCCUGGUGGAGAUCACCAAGGUGCGGGACGAGGAGAACCAAAUCGCCCAGGAGAAGAUCAGCGAUCUGGAGGCCAAAUACAAGGCCAUGCACGACCAGCUGACCUCCGAGAUCAAGCUGCUCAACGGCAAACUCAAUUCGCUGGAUGAAUUCCGCAUUCAGCGAGAUGUCCUUCUGGCCAAAUUCGACGACCAGGAAGCCGACCUCAAUGAGAGGGAGAAGGAUCACAAGGAGGCCCUGUACAACAUGGAGCAGCGGGCUGUUGUCGAGAAGGACGCCCUCAAAAAGGAGGUGGAGCAGAAGCUGCUGCAGGUCUCUGAGGACUUUACGCGCUCCAGCGAAAUCCGGAAUGCCGGCUACACCCGUCGCCUCAUCCGCGAGAACAUCGCCCUGCAGAAGGAGAUCGAUCUGCUGGUCAUGUCCCAGAUCAAGCUCCAGCAGGCCUACACCAACCAGAAGGACAAGCACAAGGAGAUGGAAGAGCAGUAUAGCGCCCUGGAUCAGAUCAAGAACGAGCUGGUCCGCAACUCGGUGAACAAAAUCAAGAUAAUCGAGGGUCUCACCCGAAACUAUGAGAAACUGAAGGCCAAGUACGUGGAGGUGCUGCGCUUCCGCAAGGCCUACGAAGCCCACAUCCAGGAGGAGCGCUGCACGAAUGUCAAGCAAAAGGAUGUGGCCGCCAAGCUCCGGAAUCUGGCCAAGCGAAUGGAGAUCACCGAGCUGGAGAAUCGCAAUCUGGUGGUCGUCCACGAGCAGCACGAGACCGAGAUCAUGCGGCUGCGUGGCAUGAUCCAGGAAAUCAAGUGCACGGUCAGGGACGCCAUUGUGUCGGAGAAUGCGGUCAAGGUGUUCCCGGAGCGACUGGAAGACGCCGCUGUGGAUGGGCCCGAUGUGAUUGACGAAGUGCGCGAGGAAGCCGUGGCUCUCAGCAAACUGAAACGCGGCGACCUGCUCGCCCAGCUGAUGAACAUCGUCAGCUCCCAUUCCGAGGAGCUGCCGAGGACUCCGUCGAUUGGCUCUAUCGGGAGUGCCACUUCCUCGCUGUACGCGCCUGGCAAAAUGGGCUUCAUGCCCCAGCGCCCCAAGGCCACGCCCUUUGAUGUCUUCCGCAGCGAGGUCAUCGACGUGGUGCCGGAAACGGGCGUUCCGGAGCAUCUCAAGAAGCAGCGACUCCUGGACCGGGCCACGCCCUCGCAACGUGGCAUCGAGAAUCCCAUCAUCGAUGUGGAAUUCGGCACUACGCUGUAUGUGUCGUCGUCCCGCGAGGAGGAUGUCAUCGAAAUUGAGGAGGAGCCUCUUGAGGAGCCGGAGGGCUCCAGCAGCAGUGUCUCCGUCAAAAAGGAGAGCUCUGAGGGCACCGCCCCGCCGCCAGGACCCGUCCCGUUGGCCGCCACGCCCUCCAUCCACGAUGUCAAGAAGGUGGGGCCCAGCUCCUCGGCGGACACCAUGCCCACGUCCUCCAGGCUGUUCGGAGCGACCGAGGAAGAGGAGGGCGAGGAAGAGGAGGACUUCGAUGUCCAGUUCUUCUACUAGGAGUAACUUUAUGUUGUGCAGAUGUUAUUUAUUAAAUAAAAAUUAUUGCAAAGAUGUAAA